Messenger RNA from Cicer arietinum (chickpea), 2013 nucleotides. Its product is annotated as GTP-binding protein At3g49725, chloroplastic. Gene Ontology annotation, cellular component: cytoplasm. The record is from RefSeq and is a predicted model, not a curated record. Lineage: Eukaryota; Viridiplantae; Streptophyta; Magnoliopsida; Fabales; Fabaceae. Gene Ontology annotation, molecular function: ribosome binding; GTP binding.
AUGUAAUUUGAGGUAAUUGCGGUGUGGAUUGUAUAGAAGAAAGAAGAAGAAUUGCAUAAGCAUAAGCAUAAACGAAAGAGAAGAAGAAAUCAAUAGAAUGUUGAGAAAUUUGUGUGCAUCACUCGAAUCUUCUAGAAAGAUCUUAACUUCAUCUCCUUCCAAAUGGUGGCGACAAACUUCUCCUUAUUCUACCGCCACCUCCGAUCACGACACCCCUCCGAAGCUUCUGGUGGUUCAGCCCCGUCUCCGCUCCGAAAAGCUAUUACAAGCCAAACUCAACGAAGCACUCUGUCUCGCCAAUUCACUCGAAGACCAACGGGACGGUUAUUUCCACACCGAUUUCUUUGAUAAACCUUUACCCCCUCAUGUCCUUGUUCAGAACCCUUCCCUUAAAGGCCAUAAACCUCGUGCAGAUACGUAUUUUGGACCUGGAACUGUUGAUACUAUCAAGUGUCAUCUUAAUGCUGCUGAAUCAAAGGGUGAAGUGGAUGCUGUUUUUGUUAAUGCUAUACUGUCUGGUAUUCAGCUACGAAAUAUGGAAAGGGCUUGGAAAAAACCUGUGGUGGACCGUGUUGGUCUUAUAAUAGAGAUUUUCAAUGCUCAUGCAUUCACCAAGGAAGCCAAGCUGCAGGCUGAACUUGCAGCUCUGUCAUACAAGAAGUCAAGACUUGUUCGUGUUCUUGGCCCAGGUGGUCGCUACACAUUUGGUGCUUCGGGAGAAGCUGAAGUUGUUAGUGCACGAGGGAGAGGAAGUGGUGGCCAAGGUUUUAUGAGCGGUGCAGGAGAAACUGAACUUCAGCUUCAGCGGCGAAGAGUCUUAGAAAGGAGAAGUUAUCUACUAACACAAAUUGAUGAGGUUCGCCGUACCCGUGCUGUGCAACGUGCUGGUCGGAAGAGACAUGGGGGCUCAUCUGGACAACGCUUAGCCACUGUUGCCAUUGUUGGGUAUACAAAUGCUGGAAAAUCUACGUUAGUUAGUAAUCUAACAGACAGCGAUCUGUAUAGCGAUUGUCGACUGUUUGCGACAGUUGAUCCUAGAUUAAGAAGUGCUGUUCUUCCUUCGGGGAGGAAAGUGCUUUUUAGUGACACGGUAGGAUUUAUAUCCGAUUUGCCUGUACAGUUGGUGGAAGCAUUUCACGCAACUUUAGAAGAAGUGAUAGAAGCAGACCUGCUUGUGCAUGUUGUAGAUUCUACUGCUCCCAAUCUUGACGAGCAUCGCACAACGGUGUUGCAAGUUCUUCAACAAAUAGGUGUGUCACAAGAGAAGCUUCAGAAUAUGAUUGAAGUUUGGAAUAAGAUUGAUGCUGAAGAAGAGUGCAUGGAUGCCGAUGAAUAUAUCGACGAAGAUGAAGAGGCUGAUGAAACUAGUCUUGAUAGAGAGGAGGAUUUGAAUACCGACAGUGAGACAUUAGAAGAAACCGAAAAAGUCUCUGAGCAGUCACUGUGCGACUCUGAGGUCGUGGAAGGAAAAGAAGACUAUUCUGAUGGUUGGUUGUACGAGGAGGACACUAUCGUUAACGAAGGUGAUUUUUGUUUGCCUUCAUCUGUGGCUAACCAACAAAACGAUGGCACAAUAGGACCGUCCGGUCCACAUGUGAAAACAUCUGCCAUCACAGGAGUUGGUUUGCAAGAGUUGUUAGAACUAAUAGAUACGAAACUAAGUAGCCAAGAUGAGAAAUUGAAGGGUGCAAAGGUGGAUGAAAGAAAUUUGUUUGAUAGAAAAUGGAGGCCCUCACGUGAUUCUAGCAUUGCAGUAGAAAAUUAGCUUGUUUUGUGUGCUUUGUUCCCUUUCUUUUUAUAUUACAAUUUACACUACAUCUUUAGCUAAUUACACAGUUAGUGGAGACAUUACGGUACACCUAUUUACAAAAGGUGCACAAGUACACUAUAUGUUAUAUAGUUAUUAGAUUGGCAUAAUUAUUUUAUUAUUUGAUGUUGACGAGUCUAUCCAAUAUCCUGUAUAAUUGCCUAGACAAUUUUUUGCAUAAUGGGGGUCAAUCCAUAUUAGACGAA